AAAACCGACAGAAGCCCGCGCUUUCAAACGAUUGUUUUCUUCUGUUUCUGUCUGUCUGGUCCGGGUUCGCAAGCUGCGCCGAACCUUCAACUUAAAUUCCCUUGUCGUUUUCUGUGAUACCUUCGGAUCCUCCAAGAUGCCAUCGACGCUGGACCUGUGCGAGAAGCUUUACGGCACCCGGGACGUUUACGCCCUGUUUGAGGUGGACAAAAAGGCCAAGGAGAGUGAGAUCAAGAAGGCGUACUAUAAGCUCUCGCUGAAGGUCCACCCGGAUCGGGUCAAGGAAGAGGACAAACAGGAAGCGACGGAAAAGUUUAAGGUUCUGAGCAAAAUUCACUCCGUUCUGUCGGAUGCUCCGAAGCGGGCCCUGUACGACGAGAAGGGCAUCAUUGACGACGACGAUGAGGAAUCGCUCGGAGCGAACUGGCUGGCCAUGUGGCAACAGUUCUUCAAGCCGAUCACCACCGAGGACAUCUCAAACUUCGAGAAGGAGUACACCGGUUCGGAGCUGGAACGGAACGACAUCCGGAAGGCGUACCUGGGCGGCAAGGGCUGCUUGAACCACAUGCUGAACAGCGUCCCGUUCAUGAACUGCGAGGACGAACCGCGGAUUGCCGUGAUCGUGAAGGAGAUGAUCGCCGCCGGGGAAGUCCCCGAGUACAAAAUCUUCACCGAAGAACCCAAAGCCAAGCGAGACCGGCGGCACAAAAAGUACGCCAAGGAAGCGCGGGAAGCCGCGGCCAUCAAGGAGAAGCUCGAGAAGAAGGAGAACGAAAAGCGACAGUCGGCGUCCGGCGCCACCUCGUUGGAGCAGCAGAUUGCCCUGCGGCAGGCGGAUCGACAGGCCGGAUUUGCCUCGCUGCUGGACAAACUGGCGCAAAAGUACGGCGACGGGGACGACGACGAGGAAGCGUUCGACCUGGAGCAGUACGUGGCCAAAAAGAAGUCCAAGGCGAAGGGAACGCCCCAGGGCAAGAAGAAGCAGCAGGGAGCGACCGGCGGCAAAGGGGUAAAGGAGGGGCGGGUCUCGAAGAAGAGUCUCUAAAUUGAGGGCGGGGGGAUGUUCGUUAGUUAAGGAAGGGGACACAGGAUCAUCUUUUAGCACGCGUGAUCGCAACUUUGUAAACUCAUAAAACAUUACAUUACAUGGCACUUACACUCAAAGACACAUUUGAAAUAAAUUGUUAAUCAAUCGCACUGUCCAAAAAAUGAAA
Molecule: messenger RNA, 1214 nt
Organism: Culex quinquefasciatus (southern house mosquito)
Lineage: Eukaryota; Metazoa; Arthropoda; Insecta; Diptera; Culicidae
Product: J domain-containing protein CG6693
Exons: 3
Coding region: 137-1045 (302 amino acids)
Cellular component (GO): nucleus; cytoplasm
Molecular function (GO): heat shock protein binding
Source: RefSeq, a predicted model, not a curated record